AUGUCUGAAAGUUGGAAUUUCUUGAAACAAAACAUGGAAAUUCCGAUUGAACGAAUUAAAAAUUCUUGCGUAGUUGCUGUCCUCGGCAAAAGAGAUGGACUUUCAGGCGAUUUUGAAUAUUUAGUGGAACUAAAAUCACCAAACGGGUUUGCCAAAUGGAUGAUCAGUGAAGAACUCCGCAAAUUAGAGUUCGGCGAUGUGAUUUUAGAUGAGUUUUUGAAAACGAAAUCUUCACAAUUUUUAAUUACUCCGAAAAAAAUCUUACAAAAAUUAAAAAUAGGGGAAGUUUUCUUUUUCUAUGUCAUGUGGAAUAACAUUGGUGACGAUAAAUGUACAUGGGAAAGCGAAAAAUAUCUAAUUUCAUUUCCAAAUAUAGCAGAAAAAGUAAAACGCUUAAAGACGAAGAAAGAAUACGAAAUAGUAUCGACAUAUUUGAUGAAUUGUUUUAGAUCUUCAUUCAAUACAAUAUACGAAACGAAAGAAGAUGAAUUUAAAUAUGAAUCAAUAUGCUCAUUUCUCAGAAAACUACCACUAUCGAAUCACCCAUGCUUAAUAAUUACAACUCUUGACUGUCAGCCAAAAUGGAUAAAAUAUUUUAAAUUAAAUUCUCUUCAGCCGGCUUUUUCACCAGUUUCAUUAAAAGAUGAGUUCGACAAAAUAUUUAUAGAUGAUGAUGACCAACCAAAAUACAAAAUUGCAGUGUGCACUAUAUCAUAUUUGAACAUCAAUCCGUUUCUCCUUAAUUUGUGCGAUUGGUCCUGUUUUAUUUUCGACCAAAUCAAUAUUUAUUCCAAUAGAAAAACAUUAGAUGAGGUUUAUAAUGAAAUUGACCCAUUUUCAAUUUUUACUAACCCCGAAAUUUCAAAUUCUGACCCUGAAUCAAUAAAAUUCUUAUCAACAUUGAUAGAUAAAGAGCAAAAAAAAGCAUUUUCCGCGCAAUACAACAAAAUCGACAUUUUCAAUUUUAUUCUGACGAGCCAUACGUAUGUGGGAUACAAAUCACAUGGGUUCAUUUACGAAUCUGUAUUGAAGAUACCGAUGACACAAAAAAUUACUAAUGAUCUUAAGGAAAUCUAUCAGAAAAAUAAUGAUUUCAAUGAUGAUCAUAGCAAUUCUUCAAAGCAGUGGACAAAUUACAAAGAAAUAAUUAAAACAAUGAAUUACAUUGGAGAUACCUACCAAGGAAAUACAAAAUAUGAAGUUUUUGUCCAGUUGCUCAAACAUUUCAUCAAAAAAGAAGAAUACAUCGUUGUUAUGUCAAAGAAUAUGAAGAAUAUCGAAGAAGCACUCGAUGAAAGUGAAAUAGAAUUUGUCAAUGUCCAAGAUUUGAAUGAAAAAAACAAAAAUUUUGUAAUUCUAACAAAAACUUUGGAAAUUAACAUGCUAUCUGAUGAAAAAUUCUCAAAUAUUAUUAUUUUUGACGGAUCUUUCGACUUCUACUCUGAAUUCAAGACUCUUGCAGACUCCAAAUUUAUCGAACAAAAACAUUUCAACAUUUUCAGAAUCAUCUACGAACAAUCCAUUGAAGACGUUCUAUUCUCACGAAGAAACAUCGAAAAAGAGAAAGAAGCAGAUAACAUGGACAAACUAUCUGAAGCGCUCAGAAUGUCUGGCUUUCUGCUGAAGGGAGUUAAGUCAGUGAAUUACGAAGUACCACUCAACCAGACAUACAGAAAAAUACUUCAAAAUUCACUUCACUUUUCAAUUGAAAGUCGAUCAGAUAUACAGGGCAUACCAGAAUCAGCAUUCUUUGCCAUUAAGAAGCAGCGAAGAGAGAAUUUCUAUGCAGAUAGCAACGACAGCGGUGAUUUCACAAAGUCAAAACAUGGAAUUCCACGGAACGAAAUAAAAGUAGAUGAUAACUUAGUAACAAGGAUUACACAAAUUAACAGCAAGAAACAACCAAAAUCUUCCAUGUCCUCCGAUUCAGAAUCAAAUCCUAAUAGUAAGGUAACUGAAAUGACCACUGAUGUUAUAUCGAAACUAAAAUCAAACUCUUUCAAUUUCAUUAAUUACACGAGAGGCUCAAGUGAUGAUGACGUCGAAGAAAAUCUUGUGGAGUUGAGUCAGAGUAUGGAUAACAAUAGUGAUGAAAAUCUUAAAAGCCAGAAAAGCUUUUCUUCAUCAGAUUCCGAUUCAUCAAGUAGCGACAACUCUGACACAUAUUCCGAUUCUGAUACUUCAGAUUCUGAUGAAUCAACCGAAACAUCUAGUUCAGAGGGUGGACAUAUCAAUGUCUCUAUUCCAAAUUCAGAGAGUUCCGACAGUAGCGCCAAGAGGAAUAAGACAGAACACCGCAUAGUUACAAAUACUCUCUUAUCAUCGGAUAUCUCUGAAAUAAGCUAUUCAAACUCUGACAGCUCCGAAAAUUCCGAAAUUGAGGUAAAAAGUAAAAUAAAUCGCAUUCAUCAAACAUCCUCAAGCUCAGACUCAGAUGAACCUAAAAUUUUGAGCAAAAUUGAUGAGAGGAGCUUAAAGAAGUCUAAGAGAGCUCAUAAAAAGGAAAAAAAUAAAGAUGCUGCAAAUCACAAACAGAGUAUCAAAGAAGCGGAUUCAAAACAACAAAAGGUUACAGAAUCAAAUGAUAAGAAUGAAAUGUUCAGAAAUCGCGAUCACCAAAAAUCGAUUGAAAGAAGUAGAAUUAAGAUUAACGACGAUGAAAUGGAGCUAAGGGAGUCGAGGAAGAAAGUCAGAUCAUUCUCUCCCCCCAAAAUCUCAGACAUAAGCAAGAAACAUGAAAAAAGGUUUACUCUCGAUCCAUACUAUGAAGAACUACUCAACAACGAUGAUAUAGACCCAGAUCUCCAAAACAAAGUCCUUGAAUACGUCGCAAAAAUGAAAUACACAGAUGAUCGGAAAACAAAACACAACUAUUUGUGGACGAAGGACGAACACAGGAAAGUCGUCUGCGUUCUCAUGCAUUUUGGGUUCCAAAGCAUUGAGAAGUUCCGGAAAUUGGCUGAUUUACCUUUAAAGAGCGACUCCGAAAUCACUGAUUAUGUGAAAUGCAUUUUGAGAGCUUCUAAACUUCUGAAGAAUAAGAAAUUGUCACCCAGAUUUCAAAUACCCAUCGACGACUUGAAAUGCAUUGCAUUUUGUGAUGACUUCUUUAGGCAGGCAAAGCAAUGUCUCAAGAAGGAUCCAGACCUUGACGAAUUUGAACAAGAAUAUAUAGAGUAUAUUCUCAAAAAUGGAUUUUUGUACAUUAUUGACAACCCAAUUUCCCAAGGAAAGUUCAAAACACUUUUCGAAGCAAUAACUAAAGCUCGUCAAAUGUUGGGAAUGAACGAAAAACUCAUAAUUUAUGAUGAUUCCGAAUCUUCUAAUGAUGAAUCAGAUGAGUCUUCUGACGAACCUCCGCCCAGACGCCGACCAGCUCCAAGAUCACGACCGACUGUAAACACAAGGACAAGAAGCAGAGACGAAAACAAAUCUUCACCAUCAAGAUCGCCCUCUCCUCCACCAAAACCAAAGCAAAAAAUAGAGAGAACAAAAUCGCAAGCAAUAAAACAAACUUCAAUUAAAGAAGAAGACAAACAUUCCAAAACUAAAACUAUUCCAAAAAAACAAGAUCAAAUUAAAUCCAUUACGACAACUGCAAAAAUACCAAAUAAGACACCAUUGGAAUCAUCUAUCGGAAAGCUACAAACUACAACACCAGUUGCAGUACAACCAUUGCCAGAGAACCAGAUUGCAGUCAGACCGAAAAAGAUACCACCGCCACCUCCAUACAAGAAAUCUGUUGAAGAUAAUAAAAUUAUUUGCAAGAAAGGACAGCUAGAGGAAAACAUCAUUUCUUACAAGACAGACUUAUUUUUGGAAAAUCAAGAUCAAACGUCAUCCGAAGAACUACUCGAUACAUCAGAUUUUUCGGACUCAAGGUCACAAUUCAACUCUUCUGACUAUUCUGCCUUCUCUGAAUCAGAGUUCCCUGAAUUCGAAAAACAGGAAGAAGAUCAACCUGAAAUAACUAUGGAAAAAACAGCUAAUAAAAAUCCAUUCAGUUCUAUUGUUAUGAAACGACCAUCACAGACAUUCAUCGCAGAUACAGAAUCUUCAAGGCGCUCAAUUUCUGGCAUCUCUUUCGAAGGAGAAGAUGACUACUCAUCAGAUGAAAGCGACAAAAAUUAUGUUGGCUCUGGCAUAUCGGGAACAAAAAAGUCUAAGAGGGCAAAGCUACAUGAUGAGGAUCUUUCAGAUGAUGAAAUCAUUUUUGAUAAAGCAGUAAACAAGGUAAAGAAACGGAAAUGGCCACACCGUAAUGAUAAAGAUGAAAAUGACCCUAAUUUUAAUUCAAGGAAGUCGAAACAAAAAGAAAAACCCAUUAAAUAUGCACCGACCGUUUUAACGCUUCCAUACUCUCCCAGACCAAAGCUGACAAUAAUUGAUAUUGGACAGGUUGUCAAUGACGGAAGAUGGUUAUCAGCUCGCUACAAUUACUCUUUGGGUUAUAAGAGCGAAGUUAUUUAUAAUUCAACGACUGAUGGCCAUACGCAUGAAAUUUACGUUUGCACAAUUGAGCAAGGUGACGAUGGUGCGCCAUUGUUUAAAGUGACGCAAAAAAGUGAUCCAACUCUAUGCUGGAUAUCAAAUUCUAUCACUAAACCAUGGCAGGACAUAUUGACUGAUGUUAAUAAAUGGAGAAAGAUAAACCACUUGCCAAUUCGACGCAGUUUUAUCAAUGGCUCGGAAAUGUUCGGUUUAAAGGUUCCCAGGGUUAGAAAUGCAAUUUUGACACCGUCAAAGUCAGAAUCAUCACAGAAAGUAGUACCACAGAAUAUGGAUGCAAGUAAACAACCAUCAAGUAUAAAAAAGGAUAUCAAUAUUACUGAAAAUGAUGACGAUUCACCAGGUAUGAAUAUUUCUCAAGAAGAUGAAAGUAUUCAGCCACAAUAUGUCCCAGUUGAACAAGAUUUGAUAAUGUCAACAUCCUCUCCACAAAUACAGAAUGAGAUUCCUCAGUCUCAGCAAAUCACCGUUAACAAACAACAGAUUGCUGAUGUUAUUAGAAUCAACACAAGAAACAGCGAGGCCCAGUUCGUUUUCGAUUUCAAUUCCAUUAUGGAUAAAAUUAGGUUUAUGAAGUCUUUGAUUAACCAUAAACUAUCUAUCAGAUCAAAUCCAACAAAUCCAAUAGAAAUCUGA
This is a messenger RNA of Trichomonas vaginalis G3, 5145 nucleotides long. Its product is annotated as transforming growth factor beta regulated gene 1 family protein. Gene Ontology annotation, biological process: regulation of cell cycle. The transcript has a single exon. The record is from RefSeq and is a predicted model, not a curated record. Gene Ontology annotation, cellular component: nucleus. NCBI's taxonomy places the organism in Eukaryota, Parabasalia, Trichomonadida, Trichomonadidae. Bases 1 to 5145 code for a protein of 1714 amino acids.